Carcharodon carcharias (great white shark) is the source of this 1787-nucleotide messenger RNA. RefSeq lists its product as uncharacterized. The record is from RefSeq and is a predicted model, not a curated record. Gene Ontology annotation, biological process: cilium organization. Lineage: Eukaryota; Metazoa; Chordata; Chondrichthyes; Lamniformes; Lamnidae. The coding region runs from base 1 to 1749 and encodes 582 amino acids. The transcript has 7 exons. Gene Ontology annotation, cellular component: ciliary basal body; photoreceptor connecting cilium; cilium.
AUGUCGUCUAAUGGGGAGGAUGAUGAAAUCAAGAUCAGUGUGUCACCAGUGAUCAACUGUAAGAAUCCAUGCAGUCAUGAACUCUGCCGAGGUAGUGAAGGUACAACGAUAACCAGCCACUCAUGGGGAAGGUCGUGCAAACGGGCUUGGGAUUCAAGUCCAGAAUGUAAUGAAAUGCAUCCAGACUUGUCCAGUCUAGAGUCCCUGUUCGAUUGGACUUGCUCCGUGAGCAGGGUCCGGACUGAUGGGACGGACCUAAUGGACAAAGAUGUGAAUCAAGGGACAUGCCCGGUGCUCAAGGAGAAGGGUAAAAUGCCAUGCCCCCUGGGCGAGGUCAAGGAUCAAGAGCCGUGCCCUCAGAGCAAGGUCAUCGGGAAAGGGUUAUGCUCCCUGUGCAAGAUCAAUGGUGAGGGGUCGUGCCCCCUGGGCAAGUUCAAAGAUCAAGGGUCGUGCCCCCUGGGCAAGUUCAAGGAUCAAGGGUCGUGGCCCUUGGGCAAGGUCACGGAUGAAGAGUCGUGCCCCUGGGGCAAGGUCAAGGAUAAAGGGUCGUGCCCCCUGGGCAAGUUCAAGGAUCAGAGAUCGUGCCUCCUGGACCAGGUCAAGGCUGAAAGGUCGUGCCCCCUUGGCCCCUCCCCCCUGCGCUGGAUGUGGGAGGGGUUUUCCGUGGAGCGCUACGCCCCCCGCCGACGGCCGGAGGCAACUACAGCCGGAGGGUCAAAGGUCAGACCGGGAGGACUCUUCCAAAUCGGCCCCCACUCGGAGAGGGAGAAGCAGCGGCCGGGGACCGCCGAGACCCCCGGCGCGUGCCGGCGAGCCCCCACCCCUCAGUGCGCCUCCGUCCCCUGCGAUCCGCAGGCAGCGGUCGGGGUCAGCACAGGCCCGGGCCGCGCUGCUCCCGCCGCCCGGCGGCAGGUGGACGAGUCAAGGCGACGUGCGCGCGCAGCCGUCAGUGAGGCCGCACCCCCUGGCAACGGCGUUCCGGUCACCGGGGCAACCGGCUUCGAGCGUCCGGCUCGUGCGCGGCCGUACAACUGUCAGCAGCGGGCCCUGGACGCCUGCCGGGAAUUCCUGCGGCAGUACUGGGAAGUUCUGGAUGCCACGCCCUGCCGCUGCGCGGGUGGCAGGGGAGCGGGCGACCAGCGGAGGCCGCUGCCAGGUCAGUUCCAGUCGAAGGUCACCAAGCUGGUGGAGCAGCGGCACGAACUUAUCAGAAAGAAUAUAAUGGAGAGAGAGAGACAAGAGUUGAUGGAGCAAAAGAAACUCCUAAAGGAGAGAAUGAAGAGGAAGAAGAUAGGGAGAUUGAUUGCUGCUCGAAUAUGCGUGUGCGAGAUGGAUAAGUGGAGGAGAACACAGGCCAGAAAAAGACUACAGUGUUUCAGGAAAUACAACCGUGAGCAGGCAGCCCGGUACCAGGCCGAGCUCAGGGAGAUGAAGGAAAGAGUGGCCCAGGCUCCAUUUCUCUUUGAGCAAGUCAUCCAGAACAACGUCCGAGGAACCAUCAAUCGCCUCUUCUCCAAGGUUCUGCAGAAGGUAUGCCUGGACGAGGAGCUGGUCUGCAAGCUUGGCACGGCCGACUGCGAGAGUGAAACGCAGCUCAUUGAGCUCGAGGCCAAGACCGGUGACUGGGAGGGGGUGUGCGCGGUCAGUCACGGCGAGCAGCAGUGUCACACCGCUCGCGAGGAGCCCCUGUGUGACCACGACGGCGAUAGCACGAACGGUCCCAGGACAGAUCCGGCCAUCGACUGUUGAGAGAGAGAGAGAGAGAGAGAGAGAGAGAGGAGAAAGAA